This is a messenger RNA of Carcharodon carcharias (great white shark), 1659 nucleotides long. RefSeq names its product saccharopine dehydrogenase a, tandem duplicate 1 (gene sccpdha.1). The coding region runs from base 132 to 1415 and encodes 427 amino acids. The transcript is spliced from 12 exons. Gene Ontology annotation, cellular component: lipid droplet; plasma membrane; mitochondrion. The record is from RefSeq and is a predicted model, not a curated record. Lineage: Eukaryota; Metazoa; Chordata; Chondrichthyes; Lamniformes; Lamnidae. Gene Ontology annotation, biological process: glycolipid biosynthetic process.
GUGACGGAGCUUGCGCUGUUGGUGGAAAGAGGCGCACCCGCCGCCGGGCUAAGGGUGGAGUUUAAAGGCGGUGGGUGGGGAGGUGGUCCGGUGCAGCUCCCAGUCUCCCCACGAAAGGGUCUCCCGCAACCAUGGCAACCGGCCGGCCUUACGACCUGAUCAUCUUCGGCGCCUCCGGCUUCACCGGCCAGUUUGUGGUGGAGGAGGCGGCCCGGGUGGCGUCGGAGACGGACUCGCCGCGGCCGCUGACCUGGACCGUGGCCGGCAGGAACCGCGUCAAGCUGGAAGGGGUGCUGGAGCGGGCGGCCAGCGCUCUGGGAACUCCGGAACUGAAGUCUAAAGAAUAUGUGGUCUGUGAUAUAAAUGAUCCGCUCUCGCUUGAUGCAAUGUGCCAGCAAGGAUCAGUGAUCCUGAACUGUGUGGGACCAUACAGGUUUUUUGGCGAGCCAGUGGUGAAGGCCUGUAUUGAAAAUGGAACCCACUGUGUUGAUGUUAGUGGUGAACCCCAGUUUUUGGAAGGCAUGCAACUAAAAUAUGACCACCAAGCUGCUGAAAAGGGAGUGUAUAUAGUUGGAAGCUGUGGGUUUGAUUCCAUUCCAGCCGAUAUGGGUAUACUGUAUACCAGGAAUCAGUUGAAAGGUACUCUGACUGCUGUCGAAAGCUUCGUAUUAAUAAAAUCUGGACCUGAGGGCGCCAGUCUUCAUGAUGGAACUUGGCAGUCGGCAGUCCAUGGAAUGUCUGAUCAAGAUAAUUUGAGGAAACUGAGAAGGCAGUUUGGACAUAAACCCCUUCCAGUGAUUGGGACCAAGCUAAGACGAAGAGGUUCAGUAUUUUAUAGUAACACAAUGAAUCAAUAUGCUAUCCCAUUCAUCGGAUCUGAUGCUUCUGUAGUCAAACGCACACAGCGUUACCUGUAUGAGAACUUACAGGAAAGUCCUGUCCAGUAUGGUGCAUAUUCUGCUGUCGGUGGAAUUGGCUCAGUCAUAUUGCUGAUGAUAGCUGGUUUUUUCUUCUGGUGUUUCACAAAGUUUAGAUUGGGGAGAAACCUCCUAAUCAAAUACCCAGAGUUUUUCUCAUUUGGAUAUUUUACGAGACAAGGGCCAACCAAAAAACAGAUGGAAGGGACCUCUUUCAGUAUGACCUUCUUUGGCGAAGGGUAUCAGGAAGACCAAGAUCCGCAGCAAGGCAAGCCUUCGGUAAAAAUCUGCACUCAAGUGAAAGGGCCAGAACCUGGCUAUAUUGCUACUCCAAUAGCUAUGGUGCAGGCAGCUGUCACAAUACUUUGGGAACACAAGUCUCUGCCUAAUCGGGGUGGGGUGUACUCACCAGGAGCAGCAUUCUCUAAGACUACCCUGAUUGAAAGACUGAACAAACAUGGCAUUGAGUUCACUGUCAUCAGCAAGCCUGAAGCAUAAAUGUUCCACAGGUUUUGAGUCUGUUUAGUGUGGCGCUCCACAGCCCUGCUAUUUACUACAACUUCAAGAUUGCACUUAAUAAGAAACCUUUAAUUAACCGCUUUUUAGCAGCAGUUUGCCCAUAUAGCAAUACAUGACCAAGAGUGAUAAACAGUUUCGGAGACUUAGUCUUGAGGAUUCAGAUUCAUUACACUUUCUUGUAUUCUGUUCUAAUGGUAAUUAAACUUGUUGAAUGUAAACAUUU